GAGAUCGACGACGUGUCUAUGCAGCAUAAUGUAAACAUUCGCAAGUCAUUCAUCUUUGUGAUAAUUGGUUGCGUUGGUGUAAUAGGUUACAUUUUGAAGAUGCCAUAUAUAUCAGCAGAUGGCACGGUGGGAGGUAGUCCCAACUACUUCAGUGUCCAGGGCCUGCUCGGACUGUUCUGGGCUGUAGUCAACUUCUUCCAGCUCUUUUUCCGGACGCUGAUCAGCCCUGACGACAACAAGCGCGGCAGGAGCUACACGUCUGACUACCGGGCGCCGGGUCAGGGCGGUGGCGGCGGCGGCGGCGGCGGCGGCUGGGGCGGCGGCGGCCCGGGCGGACCCCCGCGGGGCAUGCCGCGCCGCCGUAUGGGCGGCUUCAGCACCGGCCAGGGGGCGGCCGGCGCGCCGCCCAUGGCCGGAGGCGGAUGAGGUCGGUAAACGCCCGGUGCUAGCCGCUCCUGAUGGGGCGGCGGCGCCGGGCACUGACGGGUGAGCGGCGGCGCGUGCGGCGCUGAGCCCGGCCUCUGGUCGGCGGAUGACGCAGCUCCGGGAGUCCCUCUCCGGGUCCGGGCCUGCCGAGGACGCUCAGCGCCGCCGCGCGGGGACAGGGGGUCAGCGGGGGACGGCCGGGGGUGCUCCACUGCCCGGCCAGUCCGCGGGCUGACGGUUGUGCUUCGCUUGUGCAGAUAAAUUAUCGAGUGGUCAUUCCUGAAGCACCCGGUUGAUAUCUCUAGCGUGGGGUGUUAUUUGAAAAGUCAUACCGCCUUGGAUUGUGAUUCUGAAAUGCGUAUAAAUAUAUUAUUAAUUUGCAUUCAUCUUUAGAGCUGAAGGCCUCGAACUUUAAUUGAUAGCAUAGUUUCAUAGAUUAUUACACUAUGAUAGUUCUUAAGAGUAUUGUUUCUCGUGUCAUCUCAACGCCGUUUACGGUGCGUUGCUAACAUAUUGUUUAGUGGAGGGUUUGAUGUUUGUGUUUGGUGUUCACACAGGUAACAGCGAGGUCCAGUAACCUAGCGACCUGUUUGCGUUAGUGUAUUAGACAGUACCAUACCGAUAAGUCGGCGUUUGAGAUGACUAGCUGAAGUCCUAUGGUGGCAAGUAGCUGGGUGUUCUCCCAGAGUUGUGCACCAUGUUCUGUGCACAGUCAGCCGGGCUCAGCACAUGUGAUUACGUAUCGCUGUUGGCAAAUACAAGAGCCUAACUGGUA
This is a messenger RNA of Amphibalanus amphitrite, 1201 nucleotides long. Its product is annotated as selenoprotein K-like. The record is from RefSeq and is a predicted model, not a curated record. Gene Ontology annotation, cellular component: Golgi apparatus; endoplasmic reticulum membrane. The transcript has 4 exons. Bases 19 to 426 code for a protein of 135 amino acids. NCBI's taxonomy places the organism in Eukaryota, Metazoa, Arthropoda, Thecostraca, Balanomorpha, Balanidae. Gene Ontology annotation, biological process: calcium ion transport; endoplasmic reticulum calcium ion homeostasis.